CCGGCACCAUGUGGCUUGUAAUGGCCGCGUUGUCUGUACUGCUGCUGUUCGCCUUUUUCGAUUUGUGGUAUUUCAUACGCAUGCUGCUGGUAUUACUGGUCGCUUCUUUCGAAACCCCGGUCAAGGAUAUUCUGAAGGAGCAAUCAGUCCGGGGCAUUGUGCUUUUCCAAGACAUCGACUUCCUGGGCCACAUGAAUAAUGCACGGUAUUUGCGGGAGUGUGAUUUUGCCAGGUUGUCCCUUUAUAUCCGCAAUGGUCUAUUACAUGCAACAAGGAAGUUAAAAGCCAAUAUGGUGGUCGGCGCUGCAACCAUACGGUAUAGACGAUCUCUGCAUUUGUUUGAGCAAUUCAGGAUUAGGUCUAGAAUCCUUUGCUGGGAUGAAAAGGCGUUUUAUAUCGAGCAGGAGUUGAUCUCCUGCAGGGACGACUUUGUGUGUGCCACGAUGUUAUGUCGACAGAAUGUAUUGUACAGCUCCCCUGAUAAAUUACUGCAGGUGCUAUGUAAGAGAAAGGUAGAAUGCCCAGAUUUUCCUGAAGAGGUACAGUUGUGGACCAAGUACAACCUGGCCAGCAGUGCAAGGCUGAGAGCAUAACCAUCUCAUCAGCAAGACCAAAGAGUCCUAGGCCAGGAACCAGUGAUGGUGGAGAUUUCUGUUGAUAAUAGCAGUCUUGUAUCACUUUAAUGUUGACAUUCUGCUCUAGGAUUUUUCUUUAUUUUAAGCUCCUGACCAAAUUAUUUAUUUCAUGUUCCAAGGGAAAGAUUAGAUUCACAUUUGUGAACUUUGUAAGAAGUCAGUGACACUGAAUGGCAGAUUCCUUAUAAGUUACUUAUUUUUUUUAUAAUUUGUUUUUGUGACCUCAUUAUUAUGUUAAUGUAUUUUGUUGAUUUGAAAUUCAUAUUUAUUUGGCAGAAAUCAUGAUUAAUGCAUUAUUAAAAGAGCUGUAUCUCUCAUUUUCCCUAAAGUCCAACGUAAUCGUUUUCUGAUGGCUGUCAUCCUUGCAGUGAUUUUUCACCAGAGCAGUGACAUCAAACCACAGUAAAGGAAAAACAAUAUUCAACUGUUUACCAUCCGAAUAAACAGAGGUCUAGCAAGCUAUUAAAAAGGCAAUCAGUAUAUUAGCUUGUACCACAAAGUUUGAGUACAAGUAGGAAGGACCCUAGUAAGACCUCACCUGAAAUACUGCACUUAUAUCUACCCACCUCACCAGUAAGAUAGUGACAGUUUGAAAAAAAUGUUGCAGGUUUUACUCACCUGUAAGGAAGGCGAGGACUUCUACUGGAUAAAGAGUAGUUCAAACACUGUUAGCUUGGACAGAAUCCUGAUUACAAGAUAUUAGAGACAUGACAAAGAUAUGUGUAACUGACACCAACCUGUACCAGAUAGUGCACUAAUCAAUAGGCAAAGAUCCCAUGCAUAGCAUCAGUUAGAGUUGAUCUGUAUGACGUUAUCAUUCUUCAAUGGAAUUUCAGCUUUUUCUCUCAGAGCAAAGUUUGUGAUUUACA
Messenger RNA from Hypanus sabinus (Atlantic stingray), 1504 nucleotides. RefSeq names its product protein THEM6-like. The transcript has 4 exons. The record is from RefSeq and is a predicted model, not a curated record. The coding region runs from base 9 to 593 and encodes 194 amino acids. NCBI's taxonomy places the organism in Eukaryota, Metazoa, Chordata, Chondrichthyes, Myliobatiformes, Dasyatidae.